Desarmillaria tabescens is the source of this 2316-nucleotide messenger RNA. RefSeq lists its product as uncharacterized. The coding region runs from base 1 to 2316 and encodes 771 amino acids. The transcript has 8 exons. NCBI's taxonomy places the organism in Eukaryota, Fungi, Basidiomycota, Agaricomycetes, Agaricales, Physalacriaceae. The record is from RefSeq and is a predicted model, not a curated record.
AUGCCUGAAUCAAUACCCAGAAUUCAUCGAAUCUUAACCUAUCGAGUACACAAAUGGGGGCAUGAAAACUAUCUGAACUUCAGAGAACGACCCGAGUUGUCACCCCCAUGGUGCGAUGCACCAAUAAUGCCCCUUCCGACAGUUCAAGAUAUUGAUCCGAUAUCCGUGCAGGACAUCAUCAUAGGAGAGCUUCCUCCCGUUCGGAAGGAAAGCUCUCAAAACUUCUUUCCAUUAUCUCGACAACAAAAAAUCCUACAUGAACGAAGACUAACGCAAGACAUCCACUCAAACUGGCAGAAGUUAAUGUUGAUGGCGCCAUCCAUAGGAAUGACUACGGUUAUUCCAUCAGUCGCAGGGCGGAAAAGGGCGCAAUCCGAAGCUUUCAGCAAUACUGGGGACACUCUUUUGUUGAAAAAAACCAAGCUCGAUCGAGGUCUCUCUCGUUCUGGGGCAAAUAUCGUUUCUCCGAUCCUUUGGGAUCCGAAGAGAAAGGAGUACAUUUCUUGUGAUUUUUUUCCCUUGCUGUCCAAUGAGCUUGACGAUCGAAUCACCAUUCGCGGUUGGAAUGAUUGCGUUGUUAAUGACAAGACAGGUAGUCCCCGGUACAAGCCCGACACAGGAAAGGGCUUGGAAGAAUCAAUGAUUGUGACUCUGAGCUUUUCCAAUGCAAUGAAGAAUCCUACGGCGACCCUGGAGACCUUCCGUAACUACCACAUAUUCCUUUAUGGCACAAAGACUUCACCUCUCACCUGGUCAUUGAACGACCUAUCUAAGGUUGGCAAUGUCGAUAUUGUCCGAGAGGUCCAAGAUCAUCAAAGGCGAAGCUCCGACCAGACAAAGGACUAUCUUCACGUCAAUCUUUCCUUACACGAAAUAUAUGAGGAAGGCCUGGAAGAUGAAGGACGUGUUUUAAACGCACUCUCUCUGCCCUGCAGCACUUCUGAAACUGGACACCCUUUACAAUUGAUUGUAUCAAGCCACAUCAGAGCCUUUGAGCAGACAUCUGACCUUCCAGAAGAUAUCUUCGAUGCCAGUUAUCCAAUCUCAGCAACAAAUUUCUGGUUAGUCGCGACGAAAGGAGUGAUCAGUUAUAUUCAUUCUGAUUGUCACGGUGUUGGUACCUUCGUGGAAGUUCUUUGUGGGCAGAAGUUGUGGUAUGUGUUUCAGCAUCAUGGGAGUCGAAGACAAGACAGUCAUAUAGACGAGUAUAUGGGUGAUUGGGCGCCUGGAUUUAUUCCGGAUCCUAGGGAAUGGGAGGCCGAAGUUGUUUUGCUGGAACCCGGCUCUGCCUUUUAUAUGCAUCCGGAUACUCAUCAUGCUGUUCUGACGCUCGAGAACUGCAUUGUGAGGGGCGGUCAUUUCUAUUCCACCGUUACCCUUUCGAAAACCAUCUCGGGCUGGGUUCAUACGUGUAUGCUUGGGUACAGGAUCAUCAAUGUUGUACACCCGGAGCUUCAUCAGCUCCUCCUUCGUAUGAUGUGUUACUUUCACACCGUUAUUGGUGAGAAAGGUCCUGAAACUCAAGACACAGACAUUCCCAGUAUAACAAGAGAUGGACUGCUCAAACUCAUUGCGUUGGGAAAUCUGUGUAUAUUCGGAUCAGCCUUACUUCCUUGCAUCCUGCCAGACUCCGCCGAUGCCACGAGGCCCGCAAUCACCAUGGCCGUAGGUGCCUACAUAUCCAUAAUCCGGCAUCUGCGGGUGGAUUUUGGUUUAGUUUUCCUUGCAGAAAAUAAUGCCGUCGAGCCCUCCAUCGAUUCCACCAUCCUUGUUGACAACAAAUUAAGCGUCUAUGCUCGGUUUCUCGACAUUGGGGAUUUUGCUAGAAGCUCCAUGGCUCACUUUGGGCAUUCUUUGAUCUUCUACGCUCGAAAGGCUUUAAGAGUGCGCAAGGCUCAGGGAGAACAUGAAUCCCUCAUGUUUAAUUUUGAUUCAUUUCGUCAAGAUGUUGCAAAUUCGUUGGAGACCUUUUUGCAAAUGGAGCUGACCACUGACUUUCUCCAUGCGCCCAUAUUUUUGGUUCGCAAGAAAGUUGACCUCCUUGAUCCGGGUGCCUAUUUCGACUGGAAUACAGCCACCAAUUUUGAUUGCUCUGACGUUGAAGAUGAUAUAGAUGAUAGUGAUGGAGAUGACCAUGAAUUAGGAAAGAAAGAGGAUGGCCACGGCAGAGAUGACAGUGGGUCAAAGGACGAUGAUACAGAGAAAAAGAAGGAUGCUCCCGAGGAGCUUCAGGAAUCUGACGUCAAGUCAGAACCAAUGUCAGGUGAGGAUGAAUCUAUGCACUCGGAGUACAUGCCAAGCAAGUCCGUUCUAUAA